Molecule: messenger RNA, 8540 nt
Organism: Drosophila virilis
Lineage: Eukaryota; Metazoa; Arthropoda; Insecta; Diptera; Drosophilidae
Gene: e(y)3
Product: enhancer of yellow 3
Molecular function (GO): histone acetyltransferase activity
Source: RefSeq, a predicted model, not a curated record
UUUCCAUUUUGUCGUGACGAGUACGGUAGUGUUAUAUUCCAAGCGAAAAAGAAAAAACACUGUCAGACAGCGAGCAGGGCAUACAUUUAAUAAUGAAUUGUUAAAACGAUAGGUGCGCGCCGAAGUAAUAUUGCGUAUGUUCUACGACCAGUUCAAACAGUUAACAAACAACGUUAUUUUUUUAUAACAAAUUUAUGCGUCGUCGUCUGCUGCUGCUCAAUCGUUAAAAAGUGCGUGGAAAAGUGUACGAAACCAAUACACGGAAAGUGGGACAGCCGAGCGCUGCGCUUGUUGGUGUAUGUGCGCUGUGUGUACUGUGUGUGUGUGUGUGUAUAGUGUGUAUGUUUGUGUGCGGUGUGUACUGUGUGUGUGUGUGUGCGAGACGAGUACAAGUACGGGUAAUUUGUACCGACUACAGUCUCACGUCAAUGUGUACGACAAUGUUUUUUUUUGUAUAUUAAAUAAAUAGUACGAAAAAGUGCAACGAAAUGUUUACAAAGUGUGCAAAUAAAAACAAAACAUGCUCCAUGUCUUAACACACACCGACAAAGACACGCGCACACCAAUAUACACGCGAAUUGCAUGCAAAGAGAAGGCGCUCAACUUCUACUCCAUCUUCUUUUGUCUGACGUUUUGCCGCAUGGCAAAAGCAAACCGCGUUUUGGUGUGGAUAAAGGAAUAAAGCAAUGAAUGAUUUACGCCAGCAACAGGUACAGGUAGCAGCAACAUCAUCCUCAGUUAGCCUGGCAGCAACGCCUCUCUGCUCCAACAGCUCCACGAGCAGCACCAGCAGCACAAGCAGCAGCAGCAACAGCAGCAGCCACAACAACAUCAACAGCAACAGUUCCAGCGCCAGCGUCAGUCCACGUUCCAGUUCCAAUUCGAAUUCGAAUUCGGAUUCGAGCAACGGUUCCAACUGCAAGUCAGCCAUAGCGACGACGACGACAGCAGCAACAGGCGGCGGCGGCAGCAGCAGCAGCAGCAGCAGUGUCCAGCGGCAGCAGCUGCAGCUACAGGAAGAAGAGGAGGACCAGCAGCAGGUGGUUAGCUCUACAUCGUCGCCGGCACAGCGACAGCAACAGCAACAGCAACAACAAUUGAAUGUGUCGACAGCAGCAACAGCGCAGCGCCAACAACAACAGCAGCAACGCCAGCAGCAGCAGCAACAUCAUCAGCAGCAGCAGCAGCAGCUGGUGGGUCAAAUAACCAGCACCACAGCAUCGCCGCCGCAGCACAGACUGCGCGACGAUGCGCAGCUGCCAAAUAGCCCAAGCAGCAGCAGCAACAGCACAGCGCCAACAACAGAAACAGCAGCAACAGCAGCAGCAGCAGCAACAAGCGAAGCAGCAAUGGCUGCCACAGCUUUAGAUGUGAAUGGCGAAGAUAACAAUAGCAGCAGCGGGAGCAGCGGGAGCGGGAGCGGCAGUCACAAGCUGAUACUGAAGCUCUCGAAGCACGGCAGCCAAACAACCGAAUCUCUGGGGGUUAACGAUGAGCGACGCGUCGAGCCGCUGCGCAUACAAUUGCCCGCACAGUUGCCGUCUACAAAUGCGUCUCAACUGUUGCAGGGCAUGGUUGGGCAGCCGGUUGUUGUGCCGAAGUUAACGAUAAGGCCGUUGAAGGUGCAGCAGCCGGAUAUGGCAACAAAUUCGGAUGCAUCGUCAUCGUGCUCGUCCUCGUCGUGCGCCGAUGAGGAACAGCAACAGCAGCUGCCGCAUAUUGUGCCCAAGCUGACGAUACGCGCCGCCAACGAGGAGCGUGUCGGCAGCGUGGUGCCCAAGCUCAUCAUCAAGAUGCCCGAUGCGGGCGGAGGAGGAGGAGGAGGAGCAGCUGGAGGAGCCGAAGCCAGCAAUUGCCAUAGUCCAAUGAAAACAAUUGCUGCGCCCGUGCCCAAGCUGACCAUCAAAACGACCAAAUUGGAUGGCGGCAACGAGACGCAGCUGAUCAGCUGCAGUCUAUCGCCAGCAUCGGCCGCAUCCAGCUCAUCGGCAUCCAGUUCAAGCUACUCCGGCGGCGAACAGACGCCCACGGUGCCCAAGCUGAUGAUCAAGACAACGCACGCCGGCAGCAGCUGCAUCAGCAGCGACGACCAGCAGCAGCAGCAGCAACAACAACAACAAGUAAUACCAAAGUUAACCAUCAAGACGGGCGGCAACCAGGAGCUGGUGCAGCUGCAGGCGCAGCACACGGUGAUCAUGACGCACGAUGCCAACAAUGCGCAGUCCAUACCCAAGCUGACCAUCAAAACCAAGUCAAUUGAGCUGGAGGAUGAGGAACAUUUGCAGCAGCAGCAGCAACAAUUGGUGCCCAAGCUGACCAUCAAGACGAACAACAGCACCGAUCAGCAGCAGCAGCAGCAGCAACAGCAGCCGCAUCUUAAGCUGACCAUCAAGAAUCUGUGUUCGCCCAAGCACAAGGUGCGCGCCGUGCUGGAGGAGAAGAUCAACAGCUACUCCAGCUCAUCCUCCAAGCUGACGCUGACCAAUGGCGGCGACAUGCCCGCAGCGGCAACUGUUGCAGCAGCAACUGUUGCUGCUGUUGAGAGCGAAGCGGAUGAGCUGCGUCGCAAUUCCGAUGAUAUGGACAUUGAUGAUGCGCUCUCCAAGGAGCAUGAUCCCAAAAUGUUUCACAAUCUGCCAGCGCCGGCGCACAGCAGCAAUGGCAUUGCACAGCAGCAGCAACAGCAGCAGCCGCAGCAGCAGCAACAACACAAUAUUGUGGACAUGGUGGAUCUGACCUCGUCGCCCUCGCCGGGCAACUCGCCGGCGCAUGUCAACAGCAAUAACUACACAGGAGCAACAAUAAAUCGCGGCCUGUCCACAGCUCAAUCGCAAAAUCUGCUGCUCGAGUGUCUGCAAAUGCAAGCAGCAGCAGCAGCAGCAACAACUGGCAGCAAUAUCAGCAGCAACAAUAACAACAACAACAACAACAGCAGCAGCAGCAGCAGCAAUCCCGCCUCGCCCAACUCCAAUAUACUGCUCAGCCAGCUGACAGCGCCGCCAAAAAGCUUCAGCAACAAUUCGACAGCUGCCUCAAAAUAUCCGCAGCUAACCGAACGUCUGAUGGCCAAUGGAGCAGCAACUGUUGCUGCAACUGUAGCAGCAACUGUUGCUGUUGCCGCCGCACAGCAGCCGAUUAUCGAUUCCAUUGAGAUUCUGGACACGCCCGAGGGCAGCCCGCAUUCACAAACGACGCAAAGUGCCUACGAGUCGGAGGAGACGCAGCUCGGCAAUCAUCUGAAUCACAUGAAUCUUAAUCGAAAUCGAAAUCGAAAUCUAAAUCACAAGCCAGACAAUCAGCAGCAGCAGCAGCAGCAGCAACAACAGCAGCAGCAACAGUUGCAGCUGCACAACAACAACGAGAACCAUUUGAAGCGACAGCAGCAACAGCUGCAGCUGCAGCAGCACCAGCAACACCUACAGACCGAGCCAGAAUCUCCCAGUGGCCUGCCGCCAAGUAAACAGCGGCGCCUGGACAACAAUGAAAACGAUCAGCAGACGCACAACUGCAGCAAUGACACGCCAGCAACAGUUGCUGCCGGCGCAACAGCAGGAGCAGCGGGAGCAGCAGCAGCGGCAGCGGGAACAGCAGCAGUAACUGGACAACAGUCAACGCAUCGCAGUCGCAAGCAGAAACACGAGCGCAUACUCAACACAGAGCUGGAGGAGGCACAGCAGCAGCCGGCGGCGCACAUGGAACACGCGCUCAGCAAUGGCAGCCUGCUGCUGGCCGAGGAGCGUCUGGCGGUGGCAACAGCGGCGGCGGCGUCUGUCUACAGCGAGAAGCAGGAGGCGCAUGUGUCGGCGCCGGCGGCCGGCACAGGGACACCACUGCCGGUGAGCACGGUCAGGCGGCGGGGUCGACCCAAGCGCAAUGCCAACGAGCUGACGCCCGCACCGGCACCGGCAUCGGCAUCGGCAACGGUAACGGAAACCCUGCUGGAGGCGGACAGUGCGGUGCAGUCGCGACGUGUGCAGCUGUUGCGCAAGCGUUUGGCCAUCGACAUGGUCAGUGCGGAGCAGCCGGAGCUGCUGGCAACAGCGCACCAUGCGGCAACCACAACGGACCUCAAUCCCGGCGAGGAGGCUGCCGCACAGCAGUUGCUGGCGGCGGCGGCGACGGCGGCGACGACGACGGCUUCGAUGACAACGCCGACGCGACGCAACGAGCAGCGGCCGCUGCGCGCCACGCGACGCAGUGUAGCCACACCAGGCGGAACAGCAGCCGGCACAGCAGCCGGAACGCCAGCAAAAGUAACGCGCAAGCGUCAAAGCAAAGCUGCAACAGCUGCUGCUGCUGCUGCUGCUGCGGCGGCUGCGGCGGCGACAGCAGCAACAGUUGCUGCUGCUGCUGCGAUGAUGCCGCGCUUUGGCGGCAACACGACCGUGGAGAGCAACAACAAUGGCAUGGCCUAUGCUCUGGCAACACAAAUCGAUCUAACCAUGUGCUCAUCCUCAUCCUCCACCAGCAAUGGCAGCGCCGCAAUUACAACAACAACAGUUGCUGCUGCUGCUGCGGCGGCGGCGGCGUCGGCGGCGGCAGCAACAACUGUGGACAGCAGCAAUUGUUCCAUGCUGCCGCCAACAACAAUAUUAUCCUCCUCCGAUCCGCUGCCGGAUGUCAUCUUUCAGCCCAACGAUUUCUCAUCCCUAACAGCCACACAGCAACUGCGCACCAACAACAACAACAGCAACAGCAACAACAGCAGCAACAACAGCAACAACAACAGCCAGCAUGAUUCGCAGGACGAGGACAACUACAGCGCGCUGGAGAACUCGGGUGAUGAAUCCUCGACCCCGGGCCAACUUUUGAGCGGCUUUGGCAGCAGUCCGGCGGCGCCUGUUACUCCAACGCGCGGACGCGGACGUGGACGCGGCUCUAGGGGUGGCGCCGGCGGCUCCUCCUCCUCAUCCGGCCGCAACAGCACAAAUAAUGCGGCACAGCCGCGUGUGCCGCGCAUGAGUCGAGGCGCCAGCGCCGUGGCCAAGGCCAUCGCCCAGAGCCGGCCGAGAUGCGUGGGUGGACUCAAGCACCAGCCGGAUCCGGAGCGGCUCAAGGGCUUCUUUAGUCCGUCGCCGCAGGUGUUCGAGGAGGACACACGCAUGAGCGCCGAUCUGAAUAACAGCAAUCAAUCGGUAACGAGCAUGGAACCGCCGCUCACGCCACAAAAGCAACCGGACUUUCUCAACAACGAGGAGUCGCAAUCGUCCAUGUUGAGCGGCGUCAGUUUAUUGGACUCGAAUCAGGGUCAAUCUGUGGACGCGAUACUCGGUUCGGCACUGAAGCGACCCAAGAAGAAGAAAAUGGAGAUUUGCGUCGCCGAAGAUACGGAUUUCAAGGCAUCCAGCAUUGCGGAAUAUGAUUGGCCGCCGCCGAAGGGCUGUUGCCCGUCCAAGAAUCGCGACACCUUCAUGAUACAGGAACAGGUGGCCCUCUAUUUGGGCAUCACCAGUUUUAAGCGCAAAUAUCCCGAUUUGCCGCGUCGCGCCGUCGACAUGGAGGAGCGCAAUUGGCUGCAGGAGAAGGGUCUGGUCAGCGAAAAGAUGUGCGAUCUGGGCAUCACCGCGGUCUGGGCUUCCGACAUACUGGACAUCAUGUAUGCCGACUUCUAUGACAAAUACGAGGAGUACAAGGAGUACAUACGCCAGAAGCAUCUGCGCGACAUCGAGGCCAAACAGAAGGCUCUCGGUCUGACUGUCGGCAAUGGGCGUGGCUUGCAGGCACGCGAUCGCGCCAUGCUCUCCACCAGCAAAUGGAAUGUGUACUUCAACAAGACGCGCAAGGAGGAGCGUGUCGCCUGCCUGGAUCUGCAAACGUUCACCAUGAAUUUGCCGGUGCCGCGCACCGCGGCCAGUUCGACCCUCUUGCAUCGCUCCAUCACGAAUGUGGUGCGUGAAGCUGCACUGGCAGAGAAUAUGCCGGUGCCGCCGCAGCUGCUGGCGCCGCGGAUCUACGAUGCCGCCUACCAGGACUCCGAUUAUGUCUAUCCGCUGGCCCUGGUGCCAGGCCAAUUUACGUCCAACUAUCGCCGGCUAACGCCUGCCGAGCUGAGGGCAUACCCGCUGAAUAUAGCGCUGGAUAAGCCGCCGAAGCAGCAGGAGCAGCUGCUGCUGCUCGAGGGCGUCAAAGCUACGCAAACGAAAGCGCAGACAGCGGCGCUGCGGCGCAGUCAGCGCUCGCGACAUCAGCGCAACAAUGAUCCGGCCAAAACAAGCAACGCCUCCGACGCCAGCGGCAGCAGCAGCAGCAGCAGUGAAGCCAGCAGCAGCAGCGAAUCUGACAGCGACGCGGACAGCGACAGCAGCUGCAGCAGCAGCGCCAGCAGCCACAGCAGUCGCAGCAGCAACAGCAGCACCAGCAGCAAUAACAGUUCCAUUAACUCCGCCAGCGAAACUGAGCAGAAACGCGAACAGGAUGCCAGAUUGUCGUCCAAUUGCGGCGUCUGCCAGCGCACACAGCAUCGCAAUGCGAGAAAUAUGCCCGAGGCCUUUAUACGCUGCUACAGCUGUCGGCGCAGAGUGCAUCCCAGCUGCAUUGAGAUGCCGCACCGGAUGGUCGGACGUGUGCGCAACUACAAUUGGCAGUGCGCGGAUUGCAAGUGCUGCAUCAAAUGCGGCAGCAGCCAGCAGCCGGGAAAAAUGCUCUACUGCGAGCAAUGCGAUCGCGGCUAUCACAUUUACUGCCUGGGCGUCAAAACGGUGCCCGAAGGUCGCUGGAGCUGUGAACGCUGCUCGAUUUGCAUGCGCUGCGGCGCCACGCGCCCGGAGGGUCUGCCGCAGGCGUCGCUGCUGUCGCCAGGUGGCGGUGGCGUCGGCGUCGGCAGCGGGGGCGAGAAGUGCGUGAAGCCAGUUAAACACAAAAAGGUCAAAUGGAUGAACGAGUAUCGCAUCGAUCACAUCACUAAGCUGCGCGAACACUGCGCCAUGCUCUGCGUGCCCUGUGCACGUGCCAAGCCCACCAAGCGAACGCCGCCCACAACGCCCAACAGCUGCGGCGUCGGCGUCAACGUCAACGUCAGCAGCGGCAGCAACAGCAACAAUAGCUGCGCACAUUCGCCAACAUCAUCGGCUGCGCAGUUGCCGCUGUCAGUGCAGGCAAAUGGCACGACAGAUGCAGCAGCUGCGCUCAGUCCGAGAAGCAGCAGCAGCAACAUGGCGCCGCCGCUGGCAGCAGAGGCAAUUCCGUGCGGCAGCAUCCUGCCGCCAAUUGGUGGCAAGCGAAUGCCACAGCAGGCGCUAAACAGAAACCAGGACAUGGCAAUAAUGCAGUCCACCAGCAGCAGCAGCUUUAAUGAUGCGUCGACAGCAGCAGCAGCAGCAACAAUAAUUGCGACAACAGCAACGCCCGCCAACAGCAACAGCUCCAACUCAGUCGCAGCAGCAGCAGCAGCAGCAACAGUUGCUGCAACAGCAACAAUAACAACAACAGUUGCUGCAACAGUAACAACAACAGCAACAACAGCCACAGCCACAGCAAUUGGCAUAGCUCCGCCGCCGGUUGUUGCCUGAGUGGGGGUUAUACGUUAUUGUGCCAAGCGCACUUUAACGGACUUGUAGUAAGCGCGGGUCGCCCCCCCCCCCCCCCCCCCCCCUCAUCCCCCUCCCUCACACCUACCAAUCCCUCGACCAAUCCUAAGCCAGCAGCUCUGCCUAAAAAGCAAACCCCUCCUAUACCUCUACCCCACACAUCUACCCACCACACACCUACACACCACACAUGUACCCACCACAUCUACACAUCUACACCCCACACACACACGCAAGUGCAUAGUAUUAACAAGCAAAAACACAAGCUAUUUUUGUAUAUGUAUGCGGUUGGGCGUAUGUUUAUUGAUUAUAUAUAUAUAUAUUAAUGCAAUUUUUUUUUUGUUUUAUCUUUAAUUGUUUUAUAUUCAUAUAAAUACAACUUAAUUUAAUGCCCACAAUAAUUAUGUUACUUAAGCGAACGCAAGAUAAAUAUGUUACGGACACAUGACAACAAAAUGAUCAACAAAUUUAUGUUUAUGCCUAAGUUGAGUUUGUUUAAAUUAGCGAUUAAGUAAUAAUACACACACACACACACACACACACCAACACACGAACACACCGACAACAAACAUACAUACACUUGGAGUUUCUUAGCUGCAUUUUAGUUAAUUUAACUUUUUUUAAUUUUUAAAUUGUAUGCAAAACUUUUGGCGUUGCCACAUGCCAUUUAAUAAGUGCAACAGAGUCGUCUGGCAACGUAUUUACCGUUGGCGCGCGUGCUUUUGCACUUUCUUAACUCUCAUAACAACCUCUCUCUUCCUUAUGCUCAUUCUCUUUGUUCCUCAUUCAUUACACACACACACACACACACUCUCACACAUGCAUACAUCGCCUCUACUGUUAAGACAUCGCAUAUUGUGUAUUCUUCUUUUGUGUUUGUGUUUCGUUUAUAAUAAUUAAAUAUUUAUAUAUCGAAACAAAUACAAAAACAAAAAAAAAAAAAACAAUUAUGUCUAUGUACGUCGUUAGCCUAUAAAAUUGUACUAUACGAAUAUAAAUAAGCUACAAAAUAAA